GGGACUGCGAAGCCGACGGAGACGUUGCCAGAGCCGCCGAGCAAGCGGGCGACGUUGCCAACAGUCACUGUAUCUGGAAAUGGUAGGGGAUUCUCGAGGAUAAUAGGAAUCAGUGCAGAGGACCGUUAAUAACAUGAAAACAACACAGCUUUCUGGCAGGGCGACACCCGUUUCUAUGUCCGGGGAAUCGACUACCAACCAGGAGGGUCAUCGGCUAUGCAGGAUCCCCUGGCUGAUACGGAUAUCUGUGAGCGUGACAUCGCCGAGUUCAAGAAGCUCGGAAUCAACACCAUCCGCGUCUACACCACCGACAAUUCGGCCAACCACGACGAGUGCAUGAAGGCGCUGGCCGACGCUGGCAUCUACGUUAUUAUCGACGCCAACAACCCUCUCUAUUCGAUCAACCGCCUCGACCCGGCCCCGUCAUACAAUACCAAGUAUCUCCAGAGCAUUUUUGCGUCCAUCGACGAGUUCAUCAAGUACGACAACACCCUGGCCUUUUUCUCCGGCAAUGAAGUUAUCAACGAGGAUGUCAAGAGUACAAAGUCCGCCCGCUAUGUCAAGGCUGUCACCCGUGACAUGCGCACCUACAUCAAAAGCCGCGGCCACCGCGCUGUCCCGGUUGGCUACUCGGCCGCGGACGUCGCCGAGAACCGCAUGCAGCUUGCCCACUACAUGAACUGCGGCACUGACGACGAGAGGAGCGAUUUCUUUGCCUUUAACGACUACUCUUGGUGCAACUCCAACUUUCAGGAGUCGGGCUGGGACCAAAAAGUCAAAAACUUCACCGACUAUGGCAUCGCUAUCUUUCUCUCCGAAUACGGCUGUCUCACCAACGGCCGGGACUUUGGGGAGAUCGGGGCGCUCAUGAGCGACAAGAUGACGCCCGUCUACUCGGGCGGCCUAAUGUACGAGUACACGCUCGAGGCCAACGGCUUCGGCAUCGCAAAGAUCCCGAGCCCCAAGGCCAAAGACAUUGAGAAGAAGAAGGGCUUCGACAAGUUCGCCAAGGCCAUGAAGGAGAACCCCGCGCCCAAGGGUGACGGCGGCUACACCUCAACCACGCGCGCCGUCGCCUGCCCGACCAAGGACGCAAACUGGUUGGUGGAUAGCACGCUGCUGCCUGCCAUCCCGGCGGGCGCGCAGAAGUUCAUGUCGGACGGCGCCGGUGCCGGACCGGGUCUAAAGGGGGAUGGGUCGCAGAACGCCGGCGAAGGCACGAGCACCGGUGAUGCCAAACCCGGCUCGGGUUCCGUCGAAGUCACCGGCUCGCCGUCCAGCAGCGACAACGCUGCUAGUAGCAUGCACGCCGGGCCUGUGGAGAAGGCGCCGUUUGUUAUCGCUGGGUUGGUGGUGACCUUGAGUCUGACUGGGACCCUGCUCUUGUAAGGGGGUGCUGCUGAGGUGGUCGUGUAGGGCCAGCGUAAUGAGUUAUUGUUUCGGUACUGUUAUUUUUCGUUGGCUUGGAGGUUGGGGCGGAACUCAUGUCGUUCCCAGUGAAGGUAAUGAAUGGAUUAUUGUUUUCUGAGAUUUGCUUAGUUGGCUGGACCCGAGCCCCUUAAUUCAACGGUACAUCGUAAUGCAAGUCGAAUGUUCCACGCCAGGGCUAGAGUAUAUCAACCACGACACCCCGGCAUCCCUUUGACCCAGCACACCCUCAAAACCCCAUCCAUCUCCAUAUCUUACCACCCCCUUUUCUUCAAGGCCAGUCACACGCCUCGGCAAUCAACCCCGCCAACCUCUCCAACCACACCC
Messenger RNA from Chaetomium fimeti, 1755 nucleotides. Its product is annotated as Glucanosyltransferase-domain-containing protein. The transcript has 4 exons. Lineage: Eukaryota; Fungi; Ascomycota; Sordariomycetes; Sordariales; Chaetomiaceae. Gene Ontology annotation, molecular function: 1,3-beta-glucanosyltransferase activity. Gene Ontology annotation, cellular component: plasma membrane. Gene Ontology annotation, biological process: fungal-type cell wall organization; fungal-type cell wall (1->3)-beta-D-glucan biosynthetic process. The record is from RefSeq and is a predicted model, not a curated record. The coding region runs from base 217 to 1389 and encodes 390 amino acids.